Messenger RNA from Spodoptera littoralis (African cotton leafworm), 783 nucleotides. The record is from the annotation of a GenBank genome assembly. Lineage: Eukaryota; Metazoa; Arthropoda; Insecta; Lepidoptera; Noctuidae.
AUGCCUCAGAUAUUUCAAGUUUUGAGAUGCUACAAAUGUUUCGUCUUUCAGGUACACCAAACCAAAAAGUCGAAUAAAUGGGAAUGUAAACUCUGUGGCGAGAAACAAUCUAUAAAAAGGCAUUAUGGUAUAGGAACUGCUAAAGACUGUAGACUACAUGUUCAAAAACUAAAUACAAUGAGAGGAGACAUGGAUAAUAAGAAAACCACAGAAGAUAUAGACAGUGAGGAUGAAGAUGUAUCUGAGCCCGGGCAUCUUAUGUGCAGUCCUGUAGCACAAAGUAGCUGCAAACCCAUAACAAGUAGUAAAUGGUCUAACUUUUUAGAUGAACCUGAAAUUGUUGAAGAACCUGCUAAUGAUAAUAUGAAACUAGGAGACGCUGAGGUGGUUUUUGAAAUCCCCAAAAAGCAAAGAAAAGCAGUAAAAAGACAAUUUAAUAACAGUAAUCAUAAAGAUUAUGAGAAUCAUAAAGAACUAAGUCCACCCAAAAUCGUACCAAUCUCUAACACCAGUAGUAAAUUAAAAUCAUUGCCACUAACUUCUGAUUCAGAAAAUUUGAUAUCUCAAAUAGAUUGUACAAGUAACACUAAGCCUAAUGCAAAGAAGAAGUUUAUUCCACCUAUAGUUAAUAAAAAUUCGAAAUGGGCUCAAUUUACUGAAGAAACAGAGGAAUGUGCAGACACAGAAUGUACAAAUACUUCACAGAGUUUGGGUACAUCACAAAACAAUGCUAUGUUCUCGUUAUAUGAUGAUACUGACCUAGAUAACUUAUUGAACAUUUAA